AGUUGGAGGCUGCAUCAGCAGUCGCAGCAGCUUUCCAGCGCUGCCGGUCUCGUGCCCAGUAGCUGCCACUCGUUCCCGAUGGACUCUGAGGGGAAAGCAGACAGAUGCUCGUGAGUGCCCCAUGGCUGCAGCUGCCUCAGUUCAUUCAUUUAUUGCCUAUUGUAACUUGGAAGCAUUCUUUAGGUCAGUUCAUCUUCUGGGACCAGUCCCUGCCUUCUGGUUAAGGAAUCCAUGCACACACACAGGAUGACUCAACAGCGGGAUGGAUGUUCAGAUACCAGAAGGGUGCUGGUAACUUGACAGGAGCUUCCACAUUCUUUGGAGAGACCUGCUGUACGUGAGACCUUUCAGGAAACUGUGCAGUUUCGGUACACCGGGUUGUGCUGGUACCUGGAACUUUCAUGAUGAAGAGAGCUAGGCAGAAAGUUGUGGUUGAAAAUGAAGCUCCUCAAACAUCACAAAAAAGCAAAAAACAGAAAACUUGUUUAUAUGGCUCGGUGUUCGGUGAAUCCGACUUGCACGCCUCCAUGGACUGGGGAAGCCUUCCACACCAUGUUAUUCUGCGUAUUUUUCAGUUCCUACCUUUAGUAGAUCGAGCCAGGGCAUCUUCUGUUUGUCGAAGGUGGAAUGAAAUUUUUCACAUCCCAGAUCUCUGGAGGAGAUUUGAAUUUGAACUUAGCCAGCCAGCUACUUCUUACUUAAAGUCUACACAUCCUGAUCUCAUUCAGCAGAUUAUCAAGAGGCAUGCUGAUCAUCUGCAGUACGUCAGCUUCAAGGUUGAUAGUAGUACUGAGUCAGCAGAAGCAGCCUGUGACAUCCUUUCUCAGUUGGUGAACUGUUCUAUCAAGACACUGGGAUUGAUUUCUACAGCAAAACCAAGCUUCAUGAAUGUCUCUAAGGCUCAUUUUGCUUCAGCACUGACAGUAGUUUUUGUAAACUCCAAGUCAUUAUCAUCAAUCAAGAUAGAUGACACACCGCUUGAUGAUCCUUCCCUGAAGGUUCUUGUGGCUAACAACAGUGAUACUCUAAAACUGCUAAAAAUGAGCAGCUGUCCUCAUGUAUCACCGGCUGGAAUUCUUUGUGUUGCUGACCAGUGUCACGGACUUAAGGAGCUGGCUUUGAACUACUACAUAUUAAGUGAUGAACUGCUGCUGGCUCUUUCAAGUGAAAAACACGUUGAUCUUGAACACCUUCGCAUAGACGUUGUGAGUGAAAAUCCUGGACAAGUUGAAUUUCACUCUAUUAAAAAGCAAAGCUGGGAUGCUCUUGUUAAGCACUCCCCCAAAGUCAACAUUGUGAUGUAUUUCUUCUUAUAUGAAGAAGAAUUUGAUGCUUUCUUCAGAGAGGAAACCCCUGUUACACACCUUUACUUUGGCCGCGCAGUAAGCAAAGCGAUGUUAGGUCGUAUUGGGAUGAAUUGCCCAAGGUUAAUUGAGUUGGUUGUGUGUGCUAAUGGACUUCAACCUUUGGACGAUGAACUUAUUCGGAUCGCAGAGCGCUGUAAGAACUUAACAGCAAUGGGACUUGGUGAAUGUGAAGUAACUUGCAGAGGUUUUAUUGAAUUUGUAAAGAUGUGUGGAGGCAGGCUUACCCAGCUUUCUAUAAUGGAGGAGGUACUGAUUCCAGAUAACGAUUACAGCUUAGAUCGACUUCAUUUGGAAGUCUCCAAACACCUCGGGAGAAUAUGGUUUCCUGAUAUGAUGCCAACGUGGUAAAUUGUCUACAUUUGUGGAUAAAAUGGUAGAAUCAGGAUGUUGCUUUCUAUGCAGAUAAAGAAUUUAAAAAUGAAAUAUGAAAACUUAUUUCCAGCUUUGAGUUUUUCUACUUUGAGAACGUCCUAGUAGCGUAACAGCAAAACAUUCAGGAAUGUUAAUGGAUAUAUUGAAAUAGAAAAUAGAUGAAGUGUACUUCACACUUCUGAAAGUAUGCCUGUGGUUUACAGGUGCUUCAAACUUCAGCGAGCUUGGGCUUCUCGGAGCUUCAGUCUAAAUGUUCCAUUCACAUACAAGAUUUUUUUCUUCAUGUCCUUGUUUAGUCUCUCUGAUGUAGUCAGAAGAGGACUAGAGAAACUUUUUAACUUUAGCAAAUCUAUCUUUAUGGGAAGCUGGAUACAACUGGGAGUUCAGGAAAACCGUAUUAUUUGCCAUGAUGUUUUAUGCAGCUAUUUUUUCAAAAUACUCGUGUUAUAAAUGUAAAAGCUUGUACAUUAAUAUACUUGCACUAGCCCAGGUUAUUCAACGAUAAUCUAGCUUAAACUCAUACCAGUGUAUGAAAAUGUUCUGGUAACUAAGCUUAUGAUUACAGAAAAAAUUCCAGUUUUAAAUUGCACUUUGAAUAAUUUUGUCAGAUGAGCUAAACUGUAUAGACCGCAUUGUACAGUAUGUCGUUUUUAUGUCUUAUGUAUUAAAUGGAUGGGAAAGAGACCUUGUUAAUUAAUUUAAAAGUUUGGAUCUAGAUUGAUUGCUUGGGUGAAUGACAAAGCACUUUGGAAACUGCCAGAGUAUAAGGAGUAGCUUCUGGGUUUGAGAGAGUUCAAAUCAUUGAUUAUAGAGAUUGAUGUCUGAAUGUUCUCCCUGUUCCAUGCUUUCAUUAUUAAGAGAUAAGAAGGAUCUCAUGAAUGUGGCUGGUGAGGAGGAAGGUGCACAUGGAAUGCAGUUGUCUUUGAUCACUUUCUGUCUCGAAUCAAGGCUUUAGAGCACUUUAAAAGAUGUAUUUGCCAGUUAGAGACCAAAAUGGCCCGUAGUAAUCUCGUGUGUCUCUCGCAGAGCUGGGCUGUAAGCCCUGAUUUCUAGAGUAAGGAUUGCUGGAGGUGAUCCUGAAACUUCUAAUUCAGGACUGUUUAGUACUUGUUGCUGUUAAUUAGUUUUUGAGGAAGAUUUUAUUUCUUUGUUUUCUUUAAAGGGGAAAGGAAUGGUGACUUGAUGUGAAUUAGAAUAUGUAUUUUUUUGGGGUUGAUGCUUUGCACACUGUAAACUGAAAUGCAUCGUACACAAAUUUUGCUGUAAUUAUUUUCAUGCUGUAGUUGUUCAUCUUCCUAUUUAUAAUGAGAAGCCUACAUUUGAUUUGCUGGUAGUACUUGUCACAUCAGAUAAAACAUCAGUUUAUUCCACGCUUACACUUCUUUACUGCAAAAGUAACAGCUAAAGGGUUAAACCACCAUUGUCUUGGAUGGACUUGUUCCCAGUUGCAAGCUAAAGGAUUUAAGAUAAGGUAUAAUGCCUGUUGCACAGUUAAGCAUCUGACACCGGUCGUUAUCACUUGUUUACCCAAGCACUUGCUUCCGUAAUCAAGGGGAUUCUAAUUGAUUUUUAAACAAGACUGAAAUAGUUCUAAACAGUAUUUGGUUUAAGAUCUGUGGUUUGCUUUAAAUGUCAGUGUAAUAAAGUGAUCUAAUACGUGCACUGAUAUUGGACUCUUCUCCAUCUGUUGCACCACGUCUUCCUGUUCGGCAGGGUUCUGUCCUGCUACAAACCCCACACGUGACAAGCCCGGGGAGAGGCAGUAGAAAUGUUUAACACGUGGAUUAUCUUGAAUUAGCCAUUGUCAUUUCACGUUCAUGCCUCAAACUUGGGGAUUUUUUUAUGUGCUGAAACUGUAAAAUGGAAUGUGGACGUAUCUUGUAGAUGGUUGGUAGGUCCUGGAGUCCUUCAUGCCUCUCUAGCUGACAUAACGGCAUUAAUGAAGUAUAUAGCCACACUAGUGGCUAUAUGCAGCAAUACAGUUCAGGAGGCAACCUUAAAUCCUUCUUUGAAUAUUGUCCCUUUCUCUGUCCUUCUACUAAAGCAGCUUUUCUGUGAAGCCAUGAAUGUUAGCUUGCUCCAGCUCCAAGCUUCUAGAAAAAUAGACCGGUGCUUAUUAACAUUGUGAAUUUUGAUGCAAUGACUUUUUUGUGCGUUCGCUCUGCUAACUGAUCUAAACAUGCAAGACCAACUGAUGCUUGAGUUUAUAGCUAAAUACCAACAAAAUUGAUAAUUAGUCCGUGAAAUAUUGAUUCUUCACUGGGGAGCUAAUUGAAGGGUAACUUCUGACUUGUUAAUGUUGAGUUUUAUAGUUGUGGUGUUGGAUUCGUUCAGCGUCACGUGUUGGUGCUAAGGUAUGUGCGUUGCGCUGCGGGGAGGAGCAUCAAACCACCGCCCUCUGUAAAGCAGCAGUAGUUCUUC
Molecule: messenger RNA, 4160 nt
Organism: Egretta garzetta (little egret)
Lineage: Eukaryota; Metazoa; Chordata; Aves; Pelecaniformes; Ardeidae
Product: F-box/LRR-repeat protein 21
Exons: 7
Coding region: 402-1715 (437 amino acids)
Biological process (GO): regulation of cell cycle; SCF-dependent proteasomal ubiquitin-dependent protein catabolic process; G2/M transition of mitotic cell cycle
Cellular component (GO): SCF ubiquitin ligase complex; nucleus; cytosol
Molecular function (GO): protein binding
Source: RefSeq, a predicted model, not a curated record